Messenger RNA from Colletotrichum chrysophilum, 1263 nucleotides. RefSeq lists its product as uncharacterized. The record is from RefSeq and is a predicted model, not a curated record. The transcript is spliced from 2 exons. The coding region runs from base 1 to 1263 and encodes 420 amino acids. NCBI's taxonomy places the organism in Eukaryota, Fungi, Ascomycota, Sordariomycetes, Glomerellales, Glomerellaceae.
AUGGUCUUCCCCGUCCUCCCCAAAACCCCCCUCCCCUCCCUCUCCCUCUCCGCCGCCGGUCUCGUCGCCCUCGCAGACCUCCAAACCAUCGCGCACCGCACCGCGCUGACCGGCACCUCCUCCUGGUGGGACUCGCUCGUCCUCGCGCCGGGGCUGCAUUACCAACAAGCCGCAGACGGCGUCGCGGGGUCCGACGCCAGCGGCAUCAGCGCCGAAACCUCGCGCGCGUUCGACGGCGGGAACGCCAACAGCGGCGGCGGAAAGGGCGUGUUCGGGACGGAGGCGCUCCCCGGCGGCGGGUUCAAGAAUGUGCGGGUGACGAACCCUGGGAUGUUGAUGUUCCUGUCAAGGCUGGGUGUGCAUGACCAACGGGUGCGGGAGAAGGAGUUGAGGAUGCGGAGGAAGGCGGCGGGCGGCGGCGGGGUGGAGGCUUUUGGGGCCGGGGCGGGGAAGGAGGAUAAGGUUAUUGUGGUCGAUAUCGGCACAAUGGGGACGGGUAGGAGGAGGAGGAAGGGGAGGGCGUUUGAGGAGCGGGAUGGGGAGUGGGAGUUUGAGAAGGGGAGUCAUUUGCUUUACCUCGCGAGCCCGUUGCUUACGGUCGGGGCGGUGACGGUGAUGGUGCUGCUGGGAGAUUGGUGGGGUCUCGCCGCCAUCAUAGCCCUCAUAACCUCCCGCCUCCUCAACAUCUACAUCAUCAAACAGCGCACACCCCCCUCCCCCUCUUCCCCGUCCUCCGCGUCCUCCUCCAAGCUCACAGAGUACCUCAUCCCGCUCUCGCCCACGCUCUCCGUGCGCAUGCGCGGCCGCGCCGCCGACCUCGCCGCCCUCACGACGGAAACCUACCUCCUCGCCAAGACGGCCGCGCAGGGCUACCUCGAGGCCGCCGCCAAGCUGACCAUCUACCUCGUCGCCGUCUUCAGCGGCAACGUCUCGCAGGCAGGCAACAUGGCGCUGCUCGUGCUGCUGCUCGGCAGCGCGGGGCUGCUGGGGCUGAGCAACGGGUUCAUGAAGGGGGUCAAGGGCAAGGGGCGCGUUGCGCGCGUGUGGAAUGGUACUGAUGAAGGUCCGAGGACUGCGACGGUGGGAAGUGGGGGAGGGACGGCGCUGCCGGGGAGGAGGCGGGAUUUUGACGCGUUUGUGCAGGGGCAGAGGCCGCCGCGGAGGGAGACGGAGGAUGCGGUGGAAUGGGGGAGUCAGCAGAGCCAGGUUGGGACUGUGGUGCGGGAUCCGUAUCCUUUCGAGGGGAGUGUAGAGUACAUCUGA